AGAGAUAAAAGGAAAUGAGCAUAAAAUAUGGUCGGCGUUGGAGUCGUAAUGCGUCGGGAUCAACGGGGGAUGGACAAUUAUUGGAUAGCUUGAUGGGAACGCAGAGCUCAAUGGAGGUAGAGAUAUCUAUAGAAGAGGAGAACGUUGGCACGGACAACUCGAUCAAGGAGGAGCUAAAGAAGGAUGAAGAAGGAGCGUUCAAGGAAAAGUUAGAGGAUGAAAUGGAUUCUUUGAAGGAAGAAGAAAUCUGGAGGAGUCGACGGGAGAGAAUCAAUAAUGCAUUGGAGGCUGCGCGAAACACGGAGCGACAAGAUCCGGCAGAAGUGUAUGCAGUUGCUGGAAGACUGGCGAGUGUCAUCCUCAGCGCCGAUGUCAAAGAGUUCGUUUCUGAGAUCGAAAGGCUUGCCAAUCAAACCGACCCGUCUGCCGUUUUCAAUUGCUUGUCAAAAGCAGGGAAAGGUUCACUGCUCCACAUUGCGUUAUAUACCAGUAAGGACGACAUCCUGAGGCUCCUUCUUGAUUAUGUCCCUGGCGAUAUCAUAGCCGCCCAAAAUGACAGAGGAGAUACCCCCCUCCACGUGGCAAUUAUGGCUAAGAGACCUAGCGCUACUGCGAUGCUGAUUCGCCGGAUAAAAGACCUCCCCAACAUCGAGGACAAGAACAAGAUCCUGAGGAUGAAGAACAGAGAUGGAAACACCGCUUUGCACGAGGCCGUGCUUAAUCGUGACAUCGAAAUGGUGCGCCAUCUGUCAAACGAAGAUUUGGAGCCCGUGUACUGGAAGAACGCGGAUCAGGCGUCUCCCCUGUACUUGGCCAUUGAAUCUCCAGGCACCGCAAUAUGUGAGGUUUUGUUUUCACUCCCGCUUGAGCCAUACAGGAUCCAAGGCUUGCCGCCCAUUCAUGGUGCCAUCAUACGUUUACGCCGUGAUUUAGUCGACCUGAUACUCAAAAAGAACAUGGAGCUAUUUGCAAUGAACGACUCCAGAGGCGGUAAUGUAUUCCAUUUAGCAGCUUACUUGAAUAUUGCCUUCGUGUUCGAACUCUUAGGACCGGAAACUGAACAUUUGGUCCAACAACCGGAUAUGAAUGGGGAUCUUCCCAUUCAUAUUGCGAGCAAGAGGGGUUAUGUUGAUCUAAUCGAGAAGCUACUUCCGAUAUCAACUGGGUAUAACGGGCGAGGACAAAACAUUGUUCAUGUGGCAGCAAAAUAUGGGAGAACUAAAGUGGUCAAAUAUGUUCUUAGACAUCCAGAAUUGUGGACGCUGACAACUGAUAGAGAUCAUGCUGGAAAUACGCCUUUACACUUGGCAGCGAUGUAUUCACAACCCGCCGCUUUGAUUCCUCUUGUGCUGGACAAAAGAAUUAAUCUUGCCCGUGUCAACCACGAAAGCCUGACUGCUUUUGCCAUUGCUCAAAAUCUCUUCAUAAGGGCGCCUACAAUACGGAAGCGAUUGACAUUAAUGGUGUUGGCAUCCUCGACACUUUGGAAAACUAUAGCUGUGAGCAGAGACUUACUUAUACUUAGGCCAGAAGCUCGAGAUGAUGCGUUUUCAUACACCUGGCGCAAAUCGAAGCUAAACAUGGACGACCUGAAGGAUGUCGUUAAUACCCGUCUGCUGGUGGCAACGCUUGUGGCCACCGUGACUUUCGCAGCUGGUUUUGCAGUUCCUGGAGGAUUUAACGGCUCGGACACAGCCUCCAAAGAUGACCGGGGCAUGGCUACUAUGCUGGACAAGAGAUUGUUCCAGGCCUUUGCAAUUUGCAACACCAUCGCGAUGUUCUGCUCAAUGACCGCAGUCAUCAACCUCGUCCCUGUGGAGGGACACGACUUCGAAGCUGCAGUGGCUGCAUUGCGGCACUCAAUGCUGCCGCUAGCAAUUGCACUCCCGGCAAUGUCCGUCGCUUUCUUAACUGGUGUCACCUUGACUGUUGGCAAACUCCCUUGGCUUGCUAACACUAUAUUUUAUUUGGGGCUCGUUUUCCUCCUAAUUAUCUCAGGCGCUACAUUGAUAGAGUACCCUCCUUUCCUUCGGAGUCAUCAUCGUCCUAUCCGUCGUCUAAUAUUUUGGCUUGUUCUCGCUUACAUUUAUUUGUGGGGAGUUGGGACGCACCUUUUGGAUGACUCGGAAGAAGACGGAACGGCGAGCGGGACCUCAGCUAGUCGGCCUCCAGAUGGUGCUGGUGAUCGAAUGACUGACAACUCGGCGACAGCAAAAUGUGAGGACGUGCCACGUCCUCCCAGAAACUAA
Syzygium oleosum is the source of this 2249-nucleotide messenger RNA. RefSeq names its product protein ACCELERATED CELL DEATH 6-like. The transcript is spliced from 4 exons. Lineage: Eukaryota; Viridiplantae; Streptophyta; Magnoliopsida; Myrtales; Myrtaceae. Gene Ontology annotation, cellular component: plasma membrane. Gene Ontology annotation, molecular function: protein phosphatase 1 binding; protein phosphatase regulator activity. The record is from RefSeq and is a predicted model, not a curated record. The coding region runs from base 15 to 2249 and encodes 744 amino acids.